AUUGGGGAGCGGGAGCCGAGUAUUUCCGUGUAGAGCCUGCUCACUGGCGUUCCUAGUCCCUUCUUUCGCUUCCUCAACAACUCAGCUUCAAAUCCUUCCUCACCCGCACCCGCACCUCUCUCUGACCGACUGCCUUUACGUUUCACUGGAUGGCUUCUUCAUCUCCCUCUUCCGUCACCAACGGUAACAAUAUCGUCCCUCCAACUCCCUCCUCGUCCAAUGACGUGGCUGCGGCUGCAGCUGCGGCUCCUCCUCCCUCUGCUUCCUCUGCUAUCGAUUUUCUCACUCUCUGCCACCGCCUCAAGACGACGAAGAGAGAGGGUUGGGUGCGGAGAGAUGUACAGAAUCCGGAAUCAAUAGCUGAUCAUAUGUAUCGAAUGGGAAUAAUGGCUUUAAUUGCUUCUGAUAUCCCCGGAAUUGAUCGAGACAAGUGUGUUAAAAUGGCAAUUGUUCAUGAUAUCGCUGAAGCCAUUGUUGGCGAUAUUACACCUUCCGAUGGCAUUUCUAAGGCUGAGAAGAGUCGAAGAGAGCGGGAAGCCUUAGACCAUAUGUGCAAAUUACUCGGUGGAGGGUCAAGAGCAAAAGAAAUAGGGGAAUUAUGGAUGGAGUAUGAAGAAAAUUCUUCCUCAGAAGCCAAAAUUGUCAAAGACUUCGACAAGGUAUGUCGUGUGGAGAUGAUACUUCAAGCUUUAGAAUAUGAGAAUGAACAAGGGGUGGAUUUGGAUGAGUUUUUCCAGUCAACUGCGGGGAAGUUCCAGACUGAAGUUGGCAAAGCUUGGGCCUCAGAAAUAGCAUCAAGAAGAAAGCAACAUUAACUUGUACUUGAAAAGCUUGAUAAGUGUUGUUCUGCUUUCAGUUGAUUUGUGGCAUGUUUAGUUCUAAAGAGCUCAUUGUUCAAUUUCUAAUGCCUCAAACAAAUGACAAUUAAUUUUUUUCCUACAGGAUAAUCAUAACAGUAGCUAAGCAUAUUUUUCAUUUUCUUUUAUUUUUUCUCUUCCCGUUUUCCUAUCGUUGUCUUUAUUAUAAAUUAUCUAGUGUAAGUAGGGAGAGACGGAUUUAGGGUAGCGGUUGUUCCCACUGAAAUUCCAAAAUGUACUUUUU
Molecule: messenger RNA, 1101 nt
Organism: Durio zibethinus
Lineage: Eukaryota; Viridiplantae; Streptophyta; Magnoliopsida; Malvales; Malvaceae
Cellular component (GO): cytoplasm
Molecular function (GO): 5'-deoxynucleotidase activity
Source: RefSeq, a predicted model, not a curated record